Messenger RNA from Entrophospora sp. SA101, 270 nucleotides. The record is from the annotation of a GenBank genome assembly. Lineage: Eukaryota; Fungi; Glomeromycota; Glomeromycetes; Entrophosporales; Entrophosporaceae.
AUGGAAGGCCAAAAAUAUAUGCAAGUAUAUUGUGAAGGCAUGAAAGGAUCUGGAAAACCAUCAGCUAUGAUGGCCCAUCUUGCAUUACAAUGUAUUCAGGUUCCAACUUUAGUACGACAAAAAUUUUUACAAAUAAUUGCAAGUUCAAAUGAUGAAGUUAAUGAACAAAGUAAAACUAAAAAAAAUAAUUCUUCUAAAAGAGUAUUAGGUUUAGAAAUUGCUAGUGGUCUACAACCAAGAAUAACAGUCAAUUUCAAAAAUAUAACAUAA